Messenger RNA from Pelagomonas calceolata, 1941 nucleotides. NCBI's taxonomy places the organism in Eukaryota, Pelagophyceae, Pelagomonadales, Pelagomonadaceae. The record is from the annotation of a GenBank genome assembly.
CACGCAAGACAGCUUAGGGCAGCCACAUCAUCCACGUCAUGCUGCUGCGAGCCGCCCUGUGGCUGCUUGCCGGCGUGCAAGCAGCAAUACCUAACGCGACCCUCGCGAAGGCCAGGGCAGCCCUCGCCACGCUGCAGGCGUCGCGCGCCGUCGAAGACCUCCUCUCUGAAGAGCCAAACUACGAGGGCGCGCUGUGCGUCUGGGCGCUCGGCGAGGCCGGGGCCGACGCGGCGAGCCUGCAGGGCACGUCGUACGCCGCCGGCGACGGCGCGGUCCUCGAGUUUUUGAGAGGCGGCGGCGGCGGCGAGGACUACGCCUCGUUCGUGGGGGAGAGCCUCGGCGACAAGCUAUCGGCCGCGGCGGCGCUGCUGGUCCCGCCGCUGUUCGACGCCACGGUGGACCUGGACCGAGCGCGCUCGAUCGUGCUCGGUUACCAGCUCGUGCCCGACGCGUCCAUGGGCGGAGACGCUGAGCGAGGCUUCGUUACGGCGCUCCCGCGUGGCGGCGCCUCCUUCUACCGGCAACGGACGUCGGUACGGACAUCGGAAGGCAGCGGCGGCGGCGCGGGCUGGAACGACGACUAUGCGAGGGACUCGCACCGGGUCGCCUGGUCGGACGACGUGUUCAUGGGCGUGCUGAACGCGGCGGCCCUGGUCGAACACCACGACGUCGAGCCCCGCGACGCCGUGGCCAUCGCGACGACCCUGGCGAACGUCACCCAGGGGUUCCUCGCCGUGUUCGGGAACUUGAGCCACGGAUUUGAUUUGGACGAAGAAGUCGCGUCGGAGGCCCGCUGGUCGCGGGCGUGCGGCUGGGCCGCGGCCGGGUUGGAACUGGCACUCGGGGCGCUCCUGCGCCUGGACGCCCGCGGCGCGGCGCCGCCGGACGCCUGUCGACAGGCGCACGCGACGCUCGUGGAGUACCUGGACAAGGUCGUCGCGUUUCAAGACCCCGAGAGCGGCCUCUGGUGGCAAGUCCUCGACGCGCCCAACGACGAGAGGAACUACGUCGAGACCUGUGUGGACAUGAACCAGUGCGUCGCGUGCACCCAAUAAUUCUUCACGAAGUCAUUUCGCGGCGAUGACGCGGCCGUGCUGGCUCCGUCGAGCGGUGAGGAAUCGAGACCGCCACCCAUGAUUGGGCCGUGGGAGGAGACGCGCUGCGACAUUUGAUUUCCGCGCAGAUCGAGACCUCGGGCAGCUCCUUGAUCAUAGCGGCGCUCGCGGGGCUUUACAACAGGGGCGGCCUGCCCAAACACCUCGAGGAGCCUUUGUCCCGGGCCGCCCUUGCCCUUCCCGAGUACGUCGAGGCUCGCGGCCUGGCUUCGUCGAGUCGCGGCUCGUCCAUCAAGGCCCGCGACUACUACUUCGACCUCGAGCCCCUCAAAGCGCGAAAAAACGACUACGUCGGGGCGGCGGUGCUCGCUCUCGCCCGCAUCGCGCGCGCGCCCGCGGAGCCCGAGCCGGACCCGCGGCUCGCGUAUCCUUCGCCGACGCCUGCUCCGACGCCGGCUCCGACGCCCGCGCCGACGCCGGCUCCGACGCCUGCUCCGACGCCGGCUCCGACGCGCGCGCCGACGGCGCACGUCCCGGCGACGCGAGCGCCGACGAGUCCUUCGUCGAUGGUUUCAGCGGCAGCACCCCCACGACCCGCGCCGGACGACGCGCAGGACGACGCGCCGGACGACGCGUCCGUGUCGGCCGGCUUUGCGGGCGUCGCGAUCGGCUCGGCCGCCCUGCUAGGGCUCGUGACCGCGCGGCUCUGCCGAAAGCGGCGCACGCCGAGCACGCCGUUUAUCGACGAGCCGAGGUUCUUCGACGACGACUUCGCCGCGGUGGAUGUGAAGACGUAAGUGUGUAGUGUGACUCCUAUCGCCGCGCCGACGGCGUGCUGGCCCGAGACGCCGCCCGCGCGCGAGCGACCACAACAAGCGCCCCGGGC